Molecule: messenger RNA, 1950 nt
Organism: Lodderomyces oxycetoniae
Lineage: Eukaryota; Fungi; Ascomycota; Pichiomycetes; Serinales; Debaryomycetaceae
Exons: 1
Coding region: 1-1950 (649 amino acids)
Source: RefSeq, a predicted model, not a curated record
AUGAGUCAGUUGAAUCAAGGGCCAGUAAAACUGCCCAAAAGUGGCAAUGAAUUUGAUGUGGCAAUUCGUCAACUCGAAAAGUUAAAUAGCUGGGAUCUAGGUACUGGAUUUUUCACUGAGACCCUGAAACAGCUAAAGGAGUUCGGGUUCAGUCUGUCAAUGCAAUACUACUCAACUACGAGAUACGCAGACCCACCUUCACAGAAUCUGGAAACGUUUUUAACUGAUUUGCAUCGAGCUUCUCAUAAUGGUAGUAACCAAACAGAAAAUGAGCUAAUGUCUUAUGCCCAUGUGGCUUAUACUAUCAAUUCAUCUUCUUCGUCCUACCCUAAACCAAAUUCAAUUAAUGGAGGAAUGGGAGGAGUGUUGGGCUCGCUACCUACAAUCAAUACAUCAUUUUCUGAAGAUAAAAAGCCACCUAGUGUGCAAGAAAAUCAAAGUCCAGGAUUCCACUAUGGACAAACAAACACGAGAUGGUCGUCUGACGAAUUGAAUUUUCUUGACCCUCUUCUCAUCAAUGACAAAAGCAAUGUCAACAGAACCCAUUCCAGAAGUUUAUCAACAGCAUUUUCAAUUGUACCUGACUCGACAGAGGCGGCACAAGAAAACUCACCGAUAAUUUUUGCAAAAAAAACCGAUUGUGUGCCACAAGAAUUUACCUACAAUUUACAAGCAGGCCUGAUACAGGAGAAAAACGCUUUGCUCAAUAGCAAUUAUCAUGGCAACUCUUCAUAUCUGAGUUCCAGCUGUGGCAACACUUACACGCUAUCAAACUAUCUGAGAAUCGACUCCGAUAGGGUCGAUGAGUUACGAGAAAACUUGAACCUUUUGCCAGCAUUUUCUUAUCCUCAUUCAACAGCUGAGUUUAUAAGCAAUAGAAGGUCUGAAAUAUCCAGUAGUACUUACAAUGACCUGAAGAAAUCAAUCUGGAGCUACGAAAGAGAUGACCCUUCAACACCAUCACCAUUGAAAUACCAUAAUCAGCCUUUGACAAUUCCCUCGUCGCCUGUUACUACUGGUGCAAUUAGUCAUGAUGCAACAGAACUGUUGAGUACUCAAAAAAAAGAGCCUGUUGGACAAACGGUGUCCGAAAAUGUAAGUUACCCACCACACUUGAAGCCACAACUGGAAAACGAACCGGUUUCUACACAGGCUGCCUCGAAUAGGGUGCGCAAAUAUGUAAAGAAGGAUAAAAAGCACCCACAGCUAAUGAUAUACCCUAUUAAAUUCAAAUUCAGAAAACGAAAGGAAGAUUAUCAAUGCUAUGCCAACCAGUGUGCCGAAUGGGAUAAUUUUAGAAAUACAGCAAGCACACUGCUUCGGUGCUCUCUGGUCAUUAAAAACACAGAAUCUCUGGGUUUAUCUGACAUUUACGAUAUAGGACCAAAAGUCUUACCGAAACCCUUCACAAAGGAGUUUCACGAUUUGAAAUAUCACAAAUUCGUCCCCUUGGGUCAAUUGAAACGACUCCCUGCUUUCCAGUUACCUCAUGGUCAAGAAUCGAAUUAUGUAGCUGAUAAACCCUCAAGAAGAACUCAUUUCCCCAAGAGACCUGCAAGUGGUAGCGAUUUAGGUGCUUUUAGGUUGCAACCUUCUAAACAAUUAGGAGAUGUGCAAUACGAUAGAUAUUAUUCAAGAUUGAACAUAUAUGAGCUAUCAAGAAUCUUGGAAUUGCAUUUAUAUGAUAUUGCAUUAACAAAGCAAGUUGAAAUUAGAAUUUUGGAAAUUUUUGGAAAUUAUUGCGAUUUUAGGUUGGGCCAUCAAACUUGGAUUAGAGAUACAGAUAAGGAGAAAAGAAAGUCGCUAAUUCGGCAAUUGUAUUCUUAUAGUUCUGUUUUUUACCCCGAAAUUGAUCCUUUUAAAUUAGAAGUGAUUAUUAGAAGAGGCAGCUAUAGUUUAAUGCAAUCGAGAUUGAGGAGAGAACGUCGUUCCAAAACGGCAAAGCGUUAA